AUGGCUGCUGCUAUAAGCACUGCAGUCUCUUUUCCUUCCUCCAAGUCCACUUCUCUCCCCACCAAAAGCUCCUUCGUCUCCCAUCAAAGGAUUUUCUUCAACAAGAGCACACUGUGUUACAGAGACGCGUGCAUCGGGGGCAGAGUGAAGGCUCAGGUGACAACAGAGACAACAACAGAGGCGCCGGUGAAAGUAGAGAAGGUUUCCAAGAAACAGGAAGAAGGAAUUGUUGUCAACAAAUUCAAACCUAAGAACCCUUACACUGGCCGAUGCCUCUUGAACACCAGGAUCACCGGCGACGAUGCUCCGGGUGAAACCUGGCACAUUGUCUUCACCACCGAAGGUGAGGUUCCGUACAGAGAAGGGCAAUCGAUAGGAGUGAUUCCUGAUGGAAUUGACAAGAACGGGAAGCCCCACAAGCUUAGGUUAUAUUCCAUCGCCAGCAGCGCCAUUGGUGACUUCGGAGACUCCAAAACCGUUUCUCUCUGUGUCAAGAGAUUGGUUUACACAAACGACAACGGGGAGCUUGUUAAGGGAGUCUGCUCCAACUUCUUGUGUGACUUGAAGCCGGGUGAUGAAGCAAAGAUCACUGGACCUGUUGGGAAGGAAAUGCUUAUGCCAAAAGACCCAAAUGCCACCAUCAUCAUGCUUGGAACAGGAACUGGAAUAGCUCCAUUCAGAUCAUUUUUGUGGAAAAUGUUCUUUGAGGAGCACGAGGACUACAAGUUCAAUGGCUUGGCGUGGCUCUUCUUGGGUGUACCCACAAGCAGCUCACUGCUCUACAAGGAGGAGUUUGAGAAGAUGAAGGAGAAGAACCCAGAGAACUUCAGACUGGACUUUGCGGUGAGCAGAGAACAAACGAACGAGAAAGGAGAGAAAAUGUACAUUCAGACAAGAAUGGCAGAGUAUGCAGAAGAGCUGUGGGAGCUACUGAAGAAAGACAACACCUUUGUUUACAUGUGUGGUCUUAAGGGUAUGGAGAAGGGUAUCGAUGAGAUUAUGGUCUCACUUGCUGCUAAAGACGGGAUCGAUUGGUUUGAGUACAAGAAGCAACUGAAGAGGAGUGAGCAGUGGAAUGUUGAAGUCUACUAA
Thlaspi arvense is the source of this 1092-nucleotide messenger RNA. Lineage: Eukaryota; Viridiplantae; Streptophyta; Magnoliopsida; Brassicales; Brassicaceae. The record is from the annotation of a GenBank genome assembly.